AUGGCUUCGUCGAAGCUUCUCGCCCUCGGGAUCCUCCUGCUCGUCGUCGUCAACCUCGCGACUUUCGCCGUCGCCGACGACGACGACGACGACGACCGUCCGAAGCGCGAUCGCAAGCGGGACGGCUCCGGCAACCGCGACCAGGAUCGCGACAGGGACCGCGAUCGCGACGGCUCCUGCAGCAAGUCCGGCGGCUGCGCCGGCAGCGGCUCCGGCGGAAGACAGAAUACUGGCGCCGGCCGGCAGGGCGGCGGCGGCGCGGGCGGGCGCGGGGGCGGAGCGGGACGAACGGGGAGCGGCGCUGGCGCUGGUGCGGGUGCGGGUCGUAGCGGGCGGCUGGGCGGCAGCAACAGCGCGGGGAAGGUGCGGCAGGGCAAGAAGGGCAGCGGAAACUGCAGCGGCGGGUCUGGCUCGUGCAACGGCGGAGGCGGAGGCGGAGGGUCGGGGAGAAACGCGGCGGCAGCGAGCAUUCAGAGCGCGGGGUACGUGGUGGCGGAUAACCGGGAGAGGGAUCGCAAGAGGGAUGGAUCGUACCCGAGGGUGGAGGAGGACCUAUGGCAUGCGUACAACCUCAUUCCUCGUCCUUCUAUCCUUAACCCCCUUUCUGUCCUCCCCUCCCCCUUUCCCCCCUCCCUCCCCCCCCCAACCCCUCCCUCAAUCCAGAUCGUACCUGAAGUGGAGGAGGACCUAUGGCAUGCGUACAACCUCAUUGCUCCGCAUGACCAUGUGCAGAGCACCACGUUCAGGUUCGUGCUCAGGUGGAUGCUCAGGAAGGUGCAGAAGGAGACGGGAGGGGGCGGCAGUGAGUCGGAGAGGAUCAAGCUGAGGCUGGAAGUGACAGUGGAGGAAGUCGAUUUCGACGCAUCGGCACACGUCAUUCGAGUUCGCGGCAAAAACAUUACUGAGAAUGAGCAUGUGAAGCUAGGGUCAUACCACACACUGGAGCUGGAUCUGCAGCGGGCCUUCACACUCACCAAGGACGUGCGGGACUCAGUGGCUAUAGACCGACUCAAGGAGGCAUGGGGUGAGAGGCAUGUGGUGAGUGAGUGGAGCACAGAGGGGGUGCAUGGGGGCAUGUGGUCUGAGACCGACUCAAGGAGGCAUGUGGUGAGUGAGUGGAGUACAGAGGGGGUGCAUGGGGGCAUGUGGUCUGAGACCGACUCAAGGAGGCAUGUGGUGAGUGAGUGGAGCACAGAGGGGGUGCAUGGGGGCAUGUGGUCUGAGAUGAGGCGGCGCUAUGUGGAUCUAGUGGAGUCGGUGAGGUCGAAGGCGGCCAAGUGCACGUCUUCUCUUCCCUGCACGUGUCUGGUGAGCUUACAGCUGGUGAAUCUUGCUGGGAUCGCUGCAAUUCUGCGCUUCCCACUGCCAGAAUUGGACGACAUGGAGCCCUAG
This is a messenger RNA of Closterium sp. NIES-65, 1392 nucleotides long. The record is from the annotation of a GenBank genome assembly. Lineage: Eukaryota; Viridiplantae; Streptophyta; Zygnematophyceae; Desmidiales; Closteriaceae.